AUGGAGUCGCUGGCGAACGCGGUGAUGACGACGAUCCCGCCGAACGCGAUCGAUCGUCAGCGCGUGUGCGAGGUGAUCGCGCGCGCGGAGAGCGCGCGAUUGGGUGGACGGAAUCGAGACGCGGCGAGGAUGUUGAUCGACGUCGGGAGCGCGUUGUAUCGGUUGCAGGCGGAUCAGGCGAUCGCGGUGGCGGAACAGGCGUUUCAGGGGGCGGUGAUGUACGCGCGAAUGGUGGACGCUGAGACGCCGGAGUACAUGAAGUGCGCGACUGAGGGGUCGAAUUCGGAGUUGGGAGACGCGUACACGCUCUUGGCGAAUUGCGAACGGGCGCUCGGGAAGAUGCAAGACGCGGAGGGACACUACAAGGCGGCGGCAAAGGCGGUGGAGGACGACGGGUUAGAGGCGUACGCGAAUAAGUUCGUGCAUAGGGUGAUGGUGUGUCGAUUGAAGAAGGAUUUCGAGCGGCAUGGACAGCUGUGCGACGCGUGGGAAGAGACUAUUCGCAAGGCGGCGGCGGACGGGGUGGAGAGCGAUAGCGCGCUCUUGGCGGCGACUGGAAUCUGCCUCAUGGAGCGCGCGGGAGGACUCGCGGAUCAGGGCAAGUUCACAGAAGCGGUGGAACUGAGAAGUGGGAAGUUUUUAGAGACUAUCAUACGCAUGCAGGCACACGGUUUGCGCACGAAGCCGGACGUCUUACUGCCGAACGUGUACGAUUCCAUCGCCGCUCUGCAUCUCAAGGCAAAGAAUAAGAAGAAGGCGCUUGACUUUCUUCGCAAGGCUGUCGUAUCCACCGCCUGCACGGAGGGCUUCAGGGACAAGUGCUUACCCGAAGGUGAGGCGCGCGGCAUACGAUGCGCGAGCACCUGGGAUGACGUGCGCUGGCACCCAUCGCUCCUCGUGUCUAAGAAAGGUGCAGAGUCGGACGAGGUGGAUGUCGUACCGAAGCGACCGUGGGAGAUGACCAAGGAGGAAAAUGCCAUGCUUGAUCAAAUAUACGCCGCAGGUGAAAAUUGGGCGCUAAAGAAGGGGAAAAAGGGCGGACCACCGCCCGAGCGAGGAGCGACACCACUCGGUCACAUUUUGUACACGCUCGCCAACCAAUACGCACAGGCAGAGAUGUGGCCCGAAGCCGUGCGUCCCUUGAUCGCGGGCGCUUACAUGUUCCAAAACGACGUGGACAUGCAGGGUGACUGCUUCCACUUGCUCGGUAUCGCGCACUUUCACGAGGCGGGUCACAGUCCGGAAAAGAAAAAGGAGAUUUUGCCUCUCGCGGCAAACGCCUUUGCCCUUGCCGCUGAUACGAGAAUCACGGACGGGAAGACGACACAAAAGGGGGCCACUGAGGCAAUCAACUCUCUCUUAUUCCUCGGCCGAUGCAUGUUCGAGCUCAACGAAUUUGGCCAGGCGGAAGCCGUCACAGCGCAGGCCAUCUCGCUCGGCCGACAGGUGCUCGGAGACAACGCGAAGUCCACCGCCGAGGCGAUUCGAGCGAUGAUGGAGCUCAAGAAAGCAAUGUCGACGCGAUAG
Ostreococcus tauri is the source of this 1527-nucleotide messenger RNA. RefSeq names its product Tetratricopeptide repeat. The record is from RefSeq and is a predicted model, not a curated record. Lineage: Eukaryota; Viridiplantae; Chlorophyta; Mamiellophyceae; Mamiellales; Bathycoccaceae. The transcript has a single exon. The coding region runs from base 1 to 1527 and encodes 508 amino acids. Gene Ontology annotation, molecular function: protein binding.